Numida meleagris (helmeted guineafowl) is the source of this 2371-nucleotide messenger RNA. RefSeq names its product aquaporin-3-like. The transcript is spliced from 6 exons. Gene Ontology annotation, molecular function: urea transmembrane transporter activity; water channel activity; glycerol channel activity. Gene Ontology annotation, cellular component: basolateral plasma membrane; plasma membrane. Lineage: Eukaryota; Metazoa; Chordata; Aves; Galliformes; Numididae. The record is from RefSeq and is a predicted model, not a curated record. Gene Ontology annotation, biological process: water transport; glycerol transmembrane transport. The coding region runs from base 90 to 968 and encodes 292 amino acids.
AAGAGCAGCUCCACUGGACAAGAAACCUUGCUGAGGCUUUGUCGGCUGCUGCUGGUCCCUGACACCUCUGGGAGGACACAUCUGCUGCGAUGGGGAGGCAAAAAGACGUGCUUGCUACCAUUGAGGAGCACCUGAGGAUCCGAAAUAAACUGGUGCGGCAAGCGCUGGCUGAGUGCCUGGGGACGCUGAUCCUGGUGCUCUUCGGCUGUGGCUCUGUUGCACAGAUCGUGCUCAGCAGAGGGACCCAUGGAGGUUUCCUGACUGUUAAUCUUGCCUUUGGCUUUGCUGUGACGCUUGGCAUUUUGAUCGCAGGCCAGGUGUCAGGUGGACACCUGAACCCAGCUGUCACUUUUGCCAUGUGCUUCUUGGCCCGAGAGCCCUGGAUCAAGCUACCAGUUUAUGCCCUGGCCCAGACACUUGGAGCUUUCCUAGGAGCUGGCAUAGUCUUUGGGCUCUACCAUGAUGCCAUCUGGGCUUUUGGCUCCAACCACUUGUAUGUAACAGGAAAUAAUGGCACUGCUGGUAUCUUUGCCACCUACCCGUCUCAGCAUCUGAAUGUUGUGAAUGGAUUCUUUGAUCAGUUCAUUGGCACUGCUUCCCUGAUUGUUUGCGUCUUGGCUAUUGUGGAUCCCUACAACAACCCUGUUCCCACGGGGCUGGAAGCUUUCACAGUUGGCUUUGUCGUCCUUGUUAUUGGAACUUCCAUGGGCUUCAACUCUGGCUAUGCCGUCAACCCUGCCAGAGACUUUGGACCUCGUCUCUUCACAGCCAUUGCUGGCUGGGGCACUGAAGUGUUCUGGACUGGUAAGCAGUGGUGGUGGGUUCCAGUUGUUGCUCCUUUCCUUGGGGCCAUUGCAGGAGUGAUAGUCUACCAGCUGAUGAUUGGAUGUCAUGAUGAGCCUUCUCCACCUGCCUCUGAGCAGGAGACAGUCAAGCUGGCCAAUGUGAAGCACAAGGAAAGGGUCUGAGGAAGCUGCUAUCCAGAUGUGGCAGACAUUCAUUACUCAGGACUGCAGCUGGUGAAGAGGAGGGAGGAGUUAAGAAGAGCUUCAACAAGAACAGGAAGAGUUUUUUUCCCUGUCUUGAGUUAUUCUAGCCUUUUUUUUUCUUAAUAUCCCUGAUGCAUUUGCUUUAGAUACUUUCCUAUGAGCCUUUUCCUUCCAUGCAGUAUCAUAUAAUCUUUCUCUACUACUAGAUGGCGGUUGAGAACUUUAGGAGUCAGGAGAGAGGUGGGCAUUGCUGUCCAACACUUCCACCAUGGGCCUCAUGCUCAGGAAUCUGGGGCUUUCUUGGGCUGCUUUGCUGGCCUGGCCUUUGAGCUUGGCAAACUGCUUCCCUCUGAACAUGUGCCCCAUCUGCAGAGCAGGGACCAUGCAAAACAUAAAUUGUUUUUCUAGUGUGGAACUGAAAUUCUGACAUCCUGGGAAAAAUUUGCCUGCAAUUCUUGAUGGAUCAAGUUCAUGCUUGGUGUUGCUCUAAAGUCAGUGACCUGACACCAGGAAUGGACUUAUCUAAAAUAUUUUAAUUGGCUAAAAUUUUCAUUUCUCCCAUGAGCUCACAGAAGGUUGUAUCAAUCCAUUGAUCCAUAAUGUCAGAGCAGAGAGUGAGAAUGCACUGGAUUUUAAUAUAAUAUUAAGACAAAAUGUUUACAAGCCACUGCACCCUGGUGUUUUAAUCACAGUUUUCAAUAUUGCCGGCUCAUGGAAGACAAAACAUAGGAAAUCCUUGUUUUAGUCAGGGGAUAACCUGGAAAGAAAGAUUGGCUCCCUGUAGCAGCCUUUCUUAUUAAUCAGCUUUGUAUAUAAACUGCAAGCAGCUAAUAGCCAAGUUCCACUGAAAAUAUGGUGUUGCUAAAGUUGUGUGUGUUCAUGUAAAUUUCACAAUAGUAUUUUUUUUACAGAGAUAUAUAAAUGCACUCCUUAAAAAGCUGUUACUACAAAACAAGAUGGGGAUCAUUUAAUUUAAAGAUGUGUGGGAACUGCCUAUUCUCUGACAGCUUUGAGAUAACUGUUGGGUUUGCCCAAGAUAGCCUUAGAUUUUGGCACUGUGUGAUUGGAGCACUGAGUUUUCCACCUUGCAGAAAUGUGGGGGCAUCCCUGGCACUCAGGACCCUUCUACCACAUUUUUUCUGAUGAGGGACUGAGUUCAGACACCGCUGGUACCUAUCAGCACUGGUGUGUCAGAGGAUUGCUGGCUCUCCCAGUGCUGUACAGAGUGUUUGAAACAAACAGUAUCAGUUGUGAAAGAAUCUGUAGGUCCCAUGCCUCUGCAUUAGAGAAACUCUUUUGAGGGCUGUUUCUUUAAUGUAUGAAUUAUUUGAAAUAUGUAACUUUGUACACAUUUCCAGUCACUAAGAUGAUGUAUUCUUUUU